AUGAUGCGUGAAUCCACUUGGUCAGGUCAUGAUCCAAUGGCGCUUUCUGCAUCGUCCGGAAUGCACCAUCGCGUUUCUGUUGCCGACCCCUAUGCCCUUAAAUCCUCAUGUCCUAACUAUGGUCGUACAGUCGACAUCGGCGGCGCAACAGAUGAUGCUGGUAUGGCUAGCUCAUCGAUAUCCUCACUUCAAGCGUAUGGUGCGGAAUUUUCAUCAUCGAGCGGAGGCAUUGGCAUCGGAGGUGCAACAUUCUAUUCGGAUUACAACUUGAAUUUGAUAGGCACAGAGACUGGCCGAGGUCAACGUAAAUCAGCGAUUGUACCGUUGACGAGCAUUCGACACAAUGACUUCGAUUUGACAACCGAAAGUUCGAGUAUUAACUCGACCGGCAAUCCAUUGCUGCAACUG
Molecule: messenger RNA, 408 nt
Organism: Anisakis simplex (herring worm)
Lineage: Eukaryota; Metazoa; Nematoda; Chromadorea; Rhabditida; Anisakidae
Source: the annotation of a GenBank genome assembly